Molecule: messenger RNA, 1503 nt
Organism: Lachancea fermentati
Lineage: Eukaryota; Fungi; Ascomycota; Saccharomycetes; Saccharomycetales; Saccharomycetaceae
Source: the annotation of a GenBank genome assembly
AUGGCUGGCGAUUUGAUGGAAGUGGAUUCCAUCUCAGAAACGGAGCAUAAAGCCGAACAACAUACCACUGUGGAUGAGAUUAUAUUCUUAUUGCAGGAGAUUUCCAAGACCACAACUACUCUAGAUUCCAGGUACGUUUGGAAAUCUCUCAGAGAUUUGAGCAACCUUAGGACAAAACUUGACAAAGAUACGUUAUCUACACUUGUUAAUCUAGUGUUUCCAGAUGACUCUACUUUUAAAACUCCUUUACUGAAGUUUAUCAACAACAUGCAGAAGAGCACUGUUGAAAACGCUGAGGCAUAUCGUGAAAAGUAUCCAGCCACUUUCUAUCAGCUAACGUCUAAUGGAAAUUUUGAUGUUUCUGCUGAAUUAAGUAGUUUUAUCCAUCUGUUGGUCCAAUUGUUUUUACUGGAUUCGAAGCAAAUUGAGCAGCUCGAUGUUUUUAAUAGAUCUGUGGUCAUACCAAAUGUGUUAGACUUUUACAACAAUCGUACCUUAGAUCUAAUCAAUGCAAAGCUUUGGUUUUAUAUUGCUAGAGCUGACGAAUUGGUGGGAAAUAAGUUCGAUUCUAGAAUUAGAUCCGAAAUGAUCAAGUAUUUGAAGACUGCUACGUUGAAGCAUGAUAAUGAAACUAGAGCAAUGCUUAUUAUAUCGAUUCUAAGAGAUUUCUUAAGGAACGGCGAAGUUGAUACCGCGGCAGACUUCAUUAGCAAGGUCGAAUUUCCUCUCAGUAACGACGUCUCAAGUCCAUUGGAAGCACGCUAUUAUUUUUACUUAUCCAAAAUUAAUGCUAUCCAGUUGGAUUAUUCUACUGCAAACGAGUAUGUCAUAGCUGCUAUAAGAAAGGCACCUAGCUCUAAGAAUAGUUUAGGAUUUUUGCAACAGGCAAAUAAAUUACAUUGUGUCAUUCAGCUUCUAAUGGGAGACAUUCCAGAAUUGCCAUUUUUCAAUCAAAAAGGUAUGGAGAGAUCACUCUUACCUUAUUACAACCUCACAAAAGCCGUGAAAUUGGGAGAUCUUAACAAAUUCACAUCUGCUAUCACGAGUUCCAAACAAGAACUAGUUAAUGAUGGAAACUAUCAGCUCUGUGUCAGACUGAGGUCCAACGUCAUUAAAACGGGUAUUCGGAUAAUUUCCUUAACAUACAAGAAAAUUUCUUUGAAAGAUAUAUGUCUGAAGUUGAGACUGGAUUCCGAACAAACCGUUGAGUACAUGGUCUCAAGAGCAAUAAGAGAUGGCGUAAUUGAGGCCACCAUUAACCAUGAGGAGGGCUUUAUUGAAACUAGUGAGCUGCUAAAUGUUUAUGCCACGAACCAGCCACAACAGUUUUUCGAUGAAAGAAUUAAAUUUGUCAAUCAAUUGCAUGAUGAGUGCGUGACCGCCAUGCGCUAUCCUGAAGACAAUACUAAGAAGGACAAAAAGUCACCCAUGCUAGUGGAUCAGCUGGAAGAAACGAUAGAUUUGUCUGAUUUGGACGAAGACGAUCUAGGCGACUUUUAUUGA